AUGGAUAACCUAGACUCUUAUAUACGUAGAUUUGAGACCAUAGCGAUAUCCACAGACACCCGACAGGAACUUUGGGGACCGCAACUACUGACAUUAAUAGGGGGUAAAGGGCUAGAUGCAUGUCAGACCCUGACUGAAUCAGGCAUGAAAGAUUAUAAGACAUUAAAAAAGACUUUACUGGAAUUCUACGACUUUACAGAGGACGGUUACAGACGAAGAUAUUACGCUACGAAACCCAAAGACGGACAGGAUUUUAAAGUUUUUGUUAAUGAUCUGACAACGACAUUCGAUAAAUGGUUUGACGCGACCGGUCUAGACAAAACUUUUAGUAAGCUCAAAGAGUUCCUCUUAAUAGACAGAGUACUAACUUUGUGUGACGGACAAUUAUUUGGAUUUAUACAAGAAAGACAACCCCGAGAUCUCAAAAGUUUGACAGAACUGUGUCAAAGGUAUAUGGCUGCUCAUCCGGACAAACGAAUAACUUGCCAGACUGAGCAACCUGACAUUGUAUUUGCCACUAGAAAUGUAUCGAAUAUACAAGUGGGGCAGCGUUCUCGACCCACACUUAGGCAACAGAAUGAUGGCAUGAGGCCUAGGAGUUUGUCCACUAUAGAAUCAAGGCGCUGUUUUGAAUGUGGCACGUACGGACAUAUAGCCAGAAACUGUAACAAUAAUCGACAGAGAAAUAGGGGAGGAAGAGGAGGCCUGCAUCAACAAGCGGGGUACAGAUCAGAUUACAAUAACAGAGCCUAUGUUGCAGUGCUUAACAAGGGUGAUGGGGAAGUUACUUGUUUCACUACGCUUGUAGGCGAGAAGAGAGCCUUGACUAUCAGGGAUACGGGAGCAACACUAAUCGCAGUCAGAGAUACAUUUGUCGAGAAAGACCAAUAUACAGGGACCUGGAAGCAGGUUGAGGUCUUUGGAGGACAAAGGUACAGCUGGCCGGUGGCUAAAGUGAUUGUAAAUACACCAUAUGUGAAAGGAGAGGUGAUGGCUGUAGUUUUUAAAGAUGGCCCAUAUGAUUUGAUCAUAGGUAACAUACAUUCACGAAUGCCACAUUUAAGAAAAGGUGAAAUUAACAAAUGGUGCAGAGAAGAAGUCCUAUUAAUGGAGACCAGACAACAAGCUAGACAAAGACAGAGAGAGGAGACUGAAGCAAAAACCUUGAUUAGUGACCACGGCAUAAUGGAGAACGCAACAGAUAUGUCUCUAGAAGAAAAUGGCAGUGUGAUUCGGGAGUCUCAUAGCGAGAGUCAAAUGUGGUCGCCAGAGGAGUUUCAAGAAGGGCAGAGGUCCGAUCUGUCACUAGAGAAAAUAUUUAAAUUUGCCAAAGAGAAAUCCGUGGUGAAGUCGAAAACAACGGAACAUUUCUUUCUGAUCAAAAACAACACGUUGGUACGGAAAUAUACAGAUACAAAGGGGGAGCUCAUACAGCUUGUGGCGCCACAAAAAUAUAGACCCCAAAUUUUGCAUCAAGCCCAUGACUUGUCAGUCGCAGGUCAUUUGGGUACAUUAAAGACGAAACAGAGAAUCCAGACAGCCUUCUACUGGCCCAAUAUGACUAAGGAUGUAACAAAUUAUGUUAGGUCAUGUCAGGUUUGUAUGCUUAAAGACAAACGACCACCAAGACAGGCUCCAUUACAGCGAACAGAUUUAGCGGAGAAACCCUUUGAAAAAAUAGCCAUUGAUAUAGUGGGACCAAUGAACCCAAUGUCAGCCAGGGGCCAUCGAUACAUUCUCACAGUAGUUGAUCUCGCUACCAGGUGGCCAGAAGCUAUUCCUCUGAAGUCCACAACUGCUGAUGAUAUCACGUCGGCAUUGAUUAUGUUGUUCGCUAGAACGGGGCUCCCAGAUACCAUUCUCUCAGACAGAGGACCCCAGUUCGUAGCAGAACUAACCAAGCAAAUAACUGGCACACUAGGAAUUCAUCAAGUAUUUACCUCACCAUAUUGCCCUCAGAGCAAUGGGGUCUGUGAAAGACUGAAUGGAACAAUCAAAAGUAUACUGAGUAAGGUGUCGUCCGAGAAACCAGAAAACUGGGAUCUACUUCUUCCUUGCGUUUUGUUUGCAUAUCGAGAAAUACCGCAAACUUCCACAGGAUUUUCACCCUUUGAGCUAGUAUAUGGAGCAAAGCCUAGGGGCCCUAUAGACAUUCUGAAAACUUUGGUGUACAAACAGAAUAUUGACCCCGACAGCCGCACCACGUACGAGAAAGUGAUAGAUCUCCGAAGCAGAAUCGUCACUGCAUGUCAGGCAGCGAGAGCGGCCCUAGAAGAAAGGGGGGAACUAGUUAGACAAAGAGUCAACAGAGGUCGAAAAUUAAGACUUUUUAAAGCCGGGCAACAAGUUAGGGUUCUUCUCCCUUCAAAAACAAAUAAAUCGCAACUAGCAUGGCAAGGGCCUUUUGCAGUCACGAAAAGGAUAUCCAAUGUGGAUUAUGAAGUUGAAAUUAGAGAGAAAAGAAAAAUUUUUCACUCAAAUAUUCUUAGUGAUUUUCACCUACGACCUUGCGAAUUAGAACUGGCCAACGACAAUGGUACAACUGAAUCGGCAGUGACAAGUGGCAUAGCUCAAAUAGCAUGUGCAUUUCUUUGUGAAGAAAAUGAUGGAGAUGACGUAGGUCCAGAAUUACCGCUACUCCCAAGAGAAAAAGAAGACUGGCAUGAUGUCAAAAUAGGAGCUGCACCACAGGGAGUUAGAAUGAAAAUACUGGAGGUGUUAGAGUCUUUUAAAGACAUAUUAACUCCUACACCAGGAAGAACAACGACAAUUAGACAUGACAUAAAGUUAACGUCGACAAAACCGAUUAAGUUGCGGCCAUAUGACAUCCCAUUACAUCACAGAGAUGCAGUGCUAAAGGAAAUACAUGAGCUACUGGAAGAAGGAAUCAUCGAGAGAUCGGACUCACCCUACUCAGCACCAAUUAUUAUUUUGGGAGGAGCAUGUAGAGGGCAUACAAUCCCUGCUAUUGUUAUUGAGACAGCAUGGUUUGACGGCCAGACCCAGUAA
Molecule: messenger RNA, 3009 nt
Organism: Biomphalaria glabrata
Lineage: Eukaryota; Metazoa; Mollusca; Gastropoda; Planorbidae
Exons: 2
Coding region: 1-3009 (1002 amino acids)
Biological process (GO): DNA integration
Molecular function (GO): nucleic acid binding; zinc ion binding
Source: RefSeq, a predicted model, not a curated record